Messenger RNA from Cryptomeria japonica (Japanese cedar), 1621 nucleotides. RefSeq names its product S-adenosylmethionine synthase 2. Gene Ontology annotation, biological process: S-adenosylmethionine biosynthetic process. Gene Ontology annotation, cellular component: cytosol. The record is from RefSeq and is a predicted model, not a curated record. NCBI's taxonomy places the organism in Eukaryota, Viridiplantae, Streptophyta, Pinopsida, Cupressales, Cupressaceae. The transcript is spliced from 2 exons. Gene Ontology annotation, molecular function: ATP binding; methionine adenosyltransferase activity. The coding region runs from base 163 to 1335 and encodes 390 amino acids.
CCCCCAACAACUUUCUCCACAAACGCAAAUCUAGGUCAGGUAAAUCAUUGGUUGUAGGUAGUCCCUCCUUUGCCUAUAAAAGCAGAGGAGAAUUGCUUCUCCAUUGUGUGCCAUUCUCAUUCAAACCUUCUUCAAAGUGCGAAAUUAAUCUCCAAGAUCGCCAUGGAGACAUUUCUGUUCACAUCGGAGUCGGUCAACGAGGGGCACCCAGACAAGCUGUGCGAUCAAAUCUCUGAUGCAGUUUUAGACGCAUGCCUGGAGCAGGAUCCCGACAGCAAAGUGGCCUGUGAGACCUGCACCAAGACUAACAUGGUCAUGGUGUUCGGCGAAAUCACCACCAAAGCUAAUGUCGAUUAUGAGCAGAUCGUCCGAAAGACCUGCAGAGAAAUCGGGUUCAUCUCUGACGAUGUGGGUUUGGAUGCAGACAAGUGCAGAGUGCUUGUCAACAUUGAACAGCAGAGCCCUGACAUUGCCCAGGGUGUUCAUGGCCAUCUGACCAAGCGCCCUGAAGAGAUUGGAGCAGGGGAUCAGGGUCACAUGUUCGGGUAUGCCACGGAUGAAACCCCUGAGCUCAUGCCCCUUACCCAUGUCUUGGCCACCAAGCUGGGCGCCAAGCUUACAGAGGUCAGAAAGAAUGGCACAUGUUCAUGGCUGAGACCUGAUGGGAAAACCCAGGUCACAAUUGAGUACAAAAAUGAAAAGGGCGCCAUGGUUCCCCUGCGAGUCCAUACUGUUCUCAUCUCUACCCAGCAUGAUGAGACGGUUACUAAUGACCAGAUUGCUGCCGAUCUGAAGGAGUAUGUGAUCAAGCCUGUGAUCCCUGCAAAAUACAUGGAUGAGAACACCAUAUUCCAUUUGAAUCCAUCUGGGCGUUUUGUGAUUGGAGGGCCCCACGGAGAUGCAGGGCUGACUGGAAGGAAAAUCAUCAUUGACACAUAUGGGGGAUGGGGAGCUCAUGGAGGAGGAGCAUUCUCUGGCAAAGAUCCCACCAAGGUGGACCGCAGUGGAGCUUACGUUGUUAGGCAGGCUGCGAAGAGUGUUGUUGCAGCUGGGCUUGCCAGGAGGUGUAUUGUGCAGGUUUCAUAUGCCAUUGGUGUGCCUGAGCCUCUCUCUGUGUUUGUUGACUCCUAUGGUACUGGUAAAAUUCCUGAUAAGGAAAUACUCAAUAUCAUCAAGAACAGUUUUGAUUUUAGGCCUGGUAUGAUUUCAAUCAAUCUGGAUUUGAAGAGAGGUGGAAAUGGGAGGUUCCAAAAGACUGCUGCUUAUGGCCACUUUGGCAGGGAUGACCCUGACUUCACUUGGGAAAUUGUUAAGCCUCUCAAGACUUCAUUUUAGGCUUUCUUUUUCAGUGUUGAAUAUGAAUAAGGGGUUUCUCUUAUAAUUUAGGGAGGCCAGUUCUCAGUCAUAAAGGUAAGGAUUUGAGAGAGCUUAUAAUUGUGAGGGGAGGGUCAUAUCCCUAUCUGGUUGUGAAGAAAAUUGUUGAUUUUGGGGAGGUUGGUGUUCCAUGACAAGCAUGGGAUUAUAAGCCACCACCACUCUUUUUGGUUUUUUGUUUUUCUUAUGGUUUAUAAUAGUUUUUUUUUCAAAAUAUAAUAUUCAUUAAUAUUGUUUUUCAUUAAAA